Pundamilia nyererei is the source of this 761-nucleotide messenger RNA. RefSeq names its product glutathione S-transferase theta-1-like. The transcript is spliced from 3 exons. The record is from RefSeq and is a predicted model, not a curated record. Gene Ontology annotation, biological process: glutathione metabolic process. Gene Ontology annotation, molecular function: glutathione transferase activity. Gene Ontology annotation, cellular component: cytoplasm. NCBI's taxonomy places the organism in Eukaryota, Metazoa, Chordata, Actinopteri, Cichliformes, Cichlidae. The annotation marks the transcript as partial.
ACUUCACCUUUGAUAGAAACAGAUUGGACCUCAAGCACAGCUUUGAGAUACUAAGUGCGUCUCAUGUAAGGCUGUUGGUAAAAGUUACUGGUAGAUUCAAAGCGCAGUUUAUUUUUUCAUUUGUUUCCAGGAGAGUGAACCCAGCCAGUGCUCUGCAGCUGCUGGUGUCACUGGACACGCCUUGUGUUUGAAAACACUUUAAAACGUGUGUUUAAACACAUUUUGUGUGCUUUUUAAACACGCUUAUGUUUUUACCGUCGCCAUUAACUCCACUAUCAGGGUGAGGCACACGACAGCAGGGGGCGGGGCGCCAACUAUCUUAGAGGGCUUUAAACUCUUUGGUGUCCGCACCCUGCUCAGAAGGAGCCGACACAGGACCGUCAGCUAUGGCGCUGGAGCUCUACCUGGACCUGUUCUCGCAGCCCUGCCGCUCCGUGUACAUUUUCGCCAAGAAGAACAACAUCAGCUUCGACUUCAAGAAGCUUUCUCUGCUGGACGGCCAGCAGUAUGGGGAGGACUUUGGGAAGAUCAGCCUGAUCAGGAAGGUCCCAGCUCUCAGAGAUGGAGACUUCUGCCUGGCUGAAAGCAUUGCUAUCAUGUUGUACCUGGCUGAGAAGUUUAAGACUCCCGACUUCUGGUACCCAGCUGACCUCCAGCAGCGUGCUCGUGUCAAUGAGUACCUGUCGUGGCAGCACACGGCCAUCCGGAUGCACGGCUCCGAGAUCUUCUGCCUCCGGGUAAGUUCCCCUUCACUGAUCUGU